Molecule: messenger RNA, 1989 nt
Organism: Striga hermonthica
Lineage: Eukaryota; Viridiplantae; Streptophyta; Magnoliopsida; Lamiales; Orobanchaceae
Source: the annotation of a GenBank genome assembly
AUGGGGUCAAGUCGAGAUAAUGGCAAAAGAAAGGUAGAUUUUGAUGCUAGAGAGGCUUUGGUUGAGGAGAAUGUGCAUAAGGAGCAGCAGAACUUCAACAUAAUUGGCAGUUCUGAGGAACCAAAUAUCCCUAAGUCAGCCAUGAUGGAAGUGGAAAACACAAUAAUUGGGGACAAGAACAUAGAUGACAUGGUGGAGUUGCAGAAGGAUGGUGGGCAACAGGCUAUUGGGGAACCUCUAAGGAAACUCCAUACUGCAACAUGGAAGGGAAGGGCAACAGUGGACAGAAGUCUUCACAGAAUGGAGGAGCCAGCCCUGGAGGAGAGCAGUGUAUUAAGUGGUGGAGGUAGUGCCCCGGCCCCACAAGCGUCCGCUGAGAUGUGGAUCGACAUGGUUAACGAUUUUCAGAAGGGUUCAUUAUCUACACCUCACAAGAUACCAAUGUUGUAUGGGAUUGAUGCCAUCCAUGGACACAACAAUGUCUAUAAAGCUACAAUUUUUCCUCAUAACAUUGGUCUUGGAGCUACUAGAGAUCCUCAACUGGUGAAAAGAAUAGGUAGUGCGACGGCUCUUGAAGUCAGAGCUACAGGCAUUCAAUAUGCUUUUGCGCCUUGCAUUGCGGUUUGUAGAGAUCCAAGAUGGGGCCGUUGUUACGAAAGCUACAGCGAGGAUCCGAAGUUGGUUGAAGCCAUGACAGAACUCAUACCCGGAUUGCAAGGCGAUAUACCUUCGAACUCUCCCAAAGGUGUCCCUUUUGUUGAUGGCCAGCGAAAGGUUUUGGCAUCAGCCAAACACUAUGUGGGGGACGGUGGGACCACAAAGGGCAUAAACGAGAACAACACGAUUGUGAGCUGGAGCGAGCUGGAGAGUAUCCACAUGCCACCCUACUUGGACGCCAUCAGCAAGGGCGUGGGGACGGUCAUGAUAUCCCUCUCCAGCUUGAAUGGCGUUAAAAUGCAUGCCAAUCGUCUACUCAUAACCGACUAUCUCAAGAACAAGUUGAAAUUCAAGGGAUUCGUCAUUUCAGACUGGCAGGGAAUAGACAAAAUCACUUCUCCCCCUGAUUCGAACUAUACGUACUCGAUUCUUGCUGGUAUCAAUGCUGGCAUUGACAUGAUUAUGGUUCCAUACAACUACGAAGAUUUCAUUGACGGCCUAAUCUCAUUAGUAAAUAAAAACUUUAUUCCCAUCAGCCGAAUAAACGAUGCAGUAACAAGGAUUCUGACAGUCAAAUUCACGAUGGGUCUUUUUGAGAAUCCAUUGGCCGACUACAGCAUGGCCAAGUACCUCGGGUGUCAAGAACACAGGGAACUGGCAAGGGAAGCAGUAAGAAAAUCGCUCGUGCUGUUAAAGAACGGUAAAUCUACCAGUAAACCAUUGUUACCGCUUCCUAAAAAAGCAUCAAAGAUUCUUGUGGCUGGGACCCAUGCUGACGAUAUUGGCUACCAAUGUGGCGGCUGGACUAUACAGUGGCAAGGAGAGGAAGGCAAUAUUACAGCCGGUACCACGAUCCUGACCGCCAUUAAGAACACGGUCGAUCAGGGCACGGAAGUCGUUUUCCAAAAGAACCCGAAUUCCAAAACUCUGAAACAUAACAGCUUUGAGUAUGCAAUUGUCGUGGUGGGGGAGCCGCCUUACGCGGAAACAAUGGGAGACAGCAUGAACCUGACCCUGCCUGAGGCGGGAACCACCGUAAUAAACAACGUGUGCGCCUCGAUAAAAUGCGUGGUGGUCUUGAUCACGGGCCGCCCGGUCGUGAUUGAGCCUUACCUGCGUCAAAUGGAUGCCCUGGUGGCGGCUUGGCUUCCGGGGUCCGAAGGACAAGGCGUGGCCGAUGUUCUGUUCGGAGCCUAUGGAUUUACUGGGAAAUCGCCGCGCACGUGGUUCAAGACGGUCGACCAGCUGCCGAUGAAUGUGGGAGAUAAAAAGUAUGACCCAUUGUUCGCGUAUGGGUAUGGACUCACCACCGAGCCUGUGAAAUGCAACUAA